This is a messenger RNA of Lampris incognitus (smalleye Pacific opah), 2583 nucleotides long. It is a transcript of the gene pla1a, whose product is annotated as phospholipase A1 member A. The record is from RefSeq and is a predicted model, not a curated record. Gene Ontology annotation, biological process: lipid metabolic process. The transcript has 11 exons. Bases 121 to 1554 code for a protein of 477 amino acids. Lineage: Eukaryota; Metazoa; Chordata; Actinopteri; Lampriformes; Lampridae. Gene Ontology annotation, molecular function: carboxylic ester hydrolase activity; lipase activity.
GUAACUGGGAAUUUGAGCUCCGUCAGCCAAUCCGGAGCUGAGCUUUUUAAUGCCACUAAAUCUUCCCGGGACCAACUCUCCCCAUUCACCACCGGUCUGUUUAGUUCCCCCGAUCACACGAUGCCCUGGCAGGUCAACAUAUUUCUCCUCGGCACUUUCGUCAUCUUCGUCACGACGGUGGUGGCAGGUGAAUCCUCGUCAGAUGACUCCCGGUUUUCAACAGGCGUUGGCAAGGAGUGGAAACAUGACUGUGCUGACUUUAACAACACCACAUGGAGAGAAUUCCAGCAGCAGAGAACAAAGCUUCAGGUCCAGUACCUGCUGCUAACACGGAGGAAUGUGGACUGUGCCGCCAUGUUCAGCCAAGACUCCCUCACCAACCCACAGCAGCCCUCUCUCUUUGACUUCUCCCUUCCUACCAAGAUCAUUGUCCAUGGGUACAGGGCCCUGGGCAGUAAGCCUUCGUGGGUGAAGGAGCUGGCUCAGGCCCUACUCAGGGCGGAGGAUGUGAACGUGGUGGUGGUGGACUGGAUCUAUGGCGCCUCCUUCGCCUACAACCUAGUGGUGGAGAACUACAAGGAGGUGGCCGUGCAGAUCUCCAUCCUUAUCAACCAUCUCCAGAAUCAUGGGUGUAAACUGGAGUCCUUCCACUUCAUCGGGGUCAGUCUUGGGGCACAUGUGUCGGGAUUCGUUGGGACCCUUUUCGAGGGCAAGAUCGGACGGAUCACAGGUCUCGACCCCGCCGGUCCAAUGUUUAGAGGAGCAGACAAGUUCGACCGUCUGGACCCCUCGGAUGCUCAGUUUGUGGAGGCUAUCCACACAGACUCUGACUAUUUUGGUAUUUCCAUCCCUGUUGGCCAUGUUGACUUCUUUUUGAAUGGUGGAAUGGAUCAGGCCGGUUGUGCCCGUUCACGGUUCGCGUCAAUUCUCGUCUACUUUCCAGUGUACGGCUAUGUGAUAUGUGACCACAUGAGGGCGCUGCAUGCCUAUGUCAGCGCGCUGAACGGCUCCUGCCCCUUAACCGGGAUCCCUUGCUCCAGCUAUGAGCACUUCCUCGCGGGGCGCUGUCUCGGCUGUAAGGGCGUCCUUAACGGGACCUGCCCAACAAUAGGUUUAUCAGAAAACAGCGGGAUAACAGUGUCUCCGAUUCCAGAGGAGCAAAAGGUUUUCCUCCUCACAACGUCUGCACCGCCAUAUUGCGCUCACCACAUCCUGCUGGACUUGGAGGUGUGGCCCCUGGAUAAGAGUGCGGAGGUGGAGGUGACCCUGAAGAGCAAGAGCCUUGGUACGGAGAACAGACUCAGGCUUUCGACAGACACCACUGCAUACAGGAGGGUGUUGGCUCACCCGGUGGCUCUGUGCGAGAUAAACUCCAUCCAGCUGAGGAACACAGGAGCCAGAUUCUACCGGCAGGCAGAGAUCCACGUCCUGUCAGUCUGCAUAUCAGAGUUCCCGCCCAUCAGGCAGGAGAAGUCGCUGUGUGUAGAAAAUCUCUACGUCAGACGAGGAACUCCGUGGUCGCAUGACUUUGUGUUACUGUGUGGCAGUUUUUGAGAGAUCUACAAUAAUCAACAGACACUGAAAUGAACACACACACACGUGCACACACACACACACACACACACACACACAUACACACAUACACUGCAUCCCCAUAGCACAUAGCACCCUUUGAUUCUGAUAUGGUGUCUAUGCCAUUUUUCCCCACAAUGAUCAAAUAAAAUAGUGGCUCAGGAGACGUGAUCCCUCACCCGUACCUACUGGCUGUUGUAACAUAGAGAUAUAUGCAUAAAUCAACACACACACACACAUACACACACACACACACACACACACACACACACACACACACACACACACACACACACACACACACACACACACACACACACACACACACAGAUCUGAAAUGCCAUGGCCAUUUAGAGUAGAGAAGGAGGCAAGAUGACGUAAUUUUUCAGUGACCGUGGAGAAUGGGAGAAUAAUGGAGGGUAAACUGUGGUUGGUGAUUGCCACGUUUCGUUAUGUAUACACAUACAUACACACUCACACUCACACAAACAACUCAGACCUACACAUAGCAUGCCCAAGGAGAAAAAUAUCUUUAAAUAGAUAAUUAGGUACUAGGUAAUAGGUACUCUGGUUACCAGAGGCUCUCUUCCAGCGAUUCACAGCUCUUCUAAUUAAUUUACAUUUGGUUGUCUUUGUGUUCAUCUUGAGCAAAUACAGGAAGUCAAAUUCCCUAUGCAUCUAAACUUGUUUUGCAAUUAAGAAAAUAUUUUAACUUGAUUUAGCCUUAGAGCAAACGUUUAAAUACUUUUCUUUCACCAUAUUCCAGCUUUACAGCACAACAGGCUGAAUGAGAUGCUCAGGGAAAACUUUUUCUUUUUAUAUUUGACAAAUGUAGAAUUACUGUCACUGUAAUGUGUUAUUCUGGUGCUGAUAGUUACAUUUAGAUUGUCUGUUCAAGCAAUAAAGUGGUAACUUUUGGUUUCUCUGUGUGUAUUUAGAAGUUUAUACAGUAAUGGUUGUGUGCUGGAUACUGUACCGAAAUUAAGGACUAUAUUAUUGUUUGACCCUGCA